Molecule: messenger RNA, 2090 nt
Organism: Chiloscyllium plagiosum (whitespotted bambooshark)
Lineage: Eukaryota; Metazoa; Chordata; Chondrichthyes; Orectolobiformes; Hemiscylliidae
Product: sodium-coupled monocarboxylate transporter 1-like
Biological process (GO): sodium ion transport; transmembrane transport
Cellular component (GO): membrane
Molecular function (GO): symporter activity
Source: RefSeq, a predicted model, not a curated record
UGUCAAUUGAAGUGAUAUUUUCUGAAGUAUAUGUGCAUAUAUUUGUGACCGCGAGCAGGCAAUUCCAAAGCUUUGGAGAUUAUUGCACUGAAGGGAAGAACCACUUUAGGUGCGACUGUUGAUCUGUCAGAUCGAAUAAUCAUUGCCUCUUCGCGCUGUUGAACUUUAUCUUGAGCGCGCUAUGGCAGAGAAUUAUGUCUUUCACGCCUGGGAUUAUGUUGUUUUUGCCUCUGUACUAUUAGUGUCCACUGCAAUUGGACUGUUUUAUGCUUUUAAACCUGGUGGGGCAAGGCAAAAGACAACGGAAGAUUUCCUUUUGGGAAACCGACAAAUAUCUGCCUAUCCAAUCGCCUUCUCGUUGGCUGCCAGUUUCAUGUCUGCUGUUGCAUUGAUAGGCUAUCCAGCUGAAGUGUACAACACGGGGUUGAAUAUUCUGAUGCUCAACGUUGCUAGAGUAUUUACAACAAUAACUGUUUGCUUGGUUUACAUUCCACUCUUCUACAGACUAAACAUUAUCAGCACUUAUGAGUACAUUAAUAGGAGAUUUGGGCAAGUGGUGAGAUAUCAAAUUGUCUUCUCCUUCAUGGUAUACAUGGUCUUUUAUCUUGGCUUUGUGACAUAUGCACCCUCAUUUGCACUAAGUCAGGUUACCGGAAUGGAGUUGUGGAUUUCAGUUGUAAUAACAGGACUUGUGUGUACACUGUAUACAACAUUGGGCGGUAUUAAAGCUGUUGUCUGGACAGAUGCAUUCCAGCUGUGCAUUAUGGUGAUUAGUCUUCUGGCUGUGCUGAUUAAGGGAUCAAUCCACGUUGGAAGUUUUGGAAAGAUUUGGAACAUUGCAAAGAAUGGUGGCCGGACUAAUAUUUUUGACUUUGAUCCUGAUCCAAGGAAAAGAUACACAUUUUGGACUGCGUGUUUUGGAGCUUUAUUUGGAUGGAUAUCGCUAUAUGGCUGUAACCAAGUGCAAGUACAAAGAUACUUGGCUUGCAAGAGUGAGAAAGAAGCAAAAAAAGCUAUCAUCCUGAACUUGAUUAGUAUUUGUGUUCUGUUCACAAUAUCCUGCCUAUGUGGUUUAGUUAUGUAUGCUGUUUAUGAAAACUGUGACCCAAUAAAAGCGAACAGAGUUAACUCCACUGACGAGUUGACCCCCUUAUUAGUUAUGGAGCUGUUCCAUCAGAUGCCUGGAUUUCCUGGACUUUUUGUUGCCGGUGCAUACAGUGGCACUUUAAGCACAAUUUCUUCUGGCAUCAGUUCUUUGGCUGCUGUCUGUAUUGAAGAUUUUAUUAAACCAAUCUGGAAACCUUGGGGAGAACUUUCGAACAGGAAGAAGAUUCUGACCUCUAAACUCUUAGCAAUGACUUUUGGACUAGUUACAAUAGGCCUGACUGGAAUCAGUUCUCUCAUGGGAAGAAAUAUAAUUCAGGCAACACUAACUUUUGAAGGAAUGAUCCUAGGACCCAUACUAGGUGUAUUUACUUUAGCAGCAUUAUUUCCAAAGAGCAAUGGUAAGGGAGCUUGUGUGGGUUGGUUUGUUGGAGUAGCCUUGUCCACAUGGAUAGGGAUUGGUGGCCUGAUCUAUCCACCUUCUAGUGAAUUUAAAGAAUUACUCGAGACAUCAACAGCAGGCUGCAUGGAGAUUAAUACGACCACCUCUACCCCUGUGAAUGUAACAUCUCCGCUGACCACCAUAAUAUUUACCAAACAGGAAGAAAGGCCCAACAUAGCAGAGACUAUCUACUCGGUAUCAUUUUUCUACUACAGCCCAAUUGCGUGGCUGAGCACACUUAUAGUGGGUUUGGUAGUCAGUAUGCUGACUGGUGGAAAUGAGAAUUUGGAUCCUUGUCUGAUUGCUCCCAUAGUCCACACCGUUUACAAGUACAUCUUCAAAACCAAACCAAUCCCAUCAAUCGCAGAAACAAAUGACAACUUGAUCCAACACCCAAUGCCCAAGGAAAGUUCCAAAGACUGUGAGAAUUCAUCUGUUUUAACUGCUAUCCAAUCAACCAAGUUAUAAUAGUCACAGAGUCAUACCGCACAGAAACAGACCCUUUGGUCCAACUGGUCCAUGCCAACUAUAAUUCCAAAUUAAG